Cordyceps fumosorosea ARSEF 2679 is the source of this 684-nucleotide messenger RNA. Its product is annotated as ThiJ/PfpI family protein. The coding region runs from base 1 to 684 and encodes 227 amino acids. Gene Ontology annotation, molecular function: glyoxalase III activity. The record is from RefSeq and is a predicted model, not a curated record. The transcript is spliced from 3 exons. Lineage: Eukaryota; Fungi; Ascomycota; Sordariomycetes; Hypocreales; Cordycipitaceae.
AUGGCACCUCAGAUUCUCGUCGUCCUGACUAGCGCUGACAAGAUUGUCAAGCUUGACAAGCCCACUGGCUGGUACCUGCCUGAGCUUGCCCACCCGUACGAUGUCCUCUCCCCCAAGGCCGAGCUCGUCUUCGCCUCCCCGCACGGCGGCAAGGCCCCGCUGGACCCGGGCUCCGUCGAGGCCUUCAAGAGCGACGCCUCCUCGCAGAACUUCCUCAAGAACAACCACCUGUGGGAGCACACGGAGCUCCUCAAGGACCUGAACGGACGCUCCUUCGAGUUCGCCGGCCUCUUCUUCCCCGGCGGCCACGGCCCCAUGUACGACCUCGUCGACGACAAGCACUCGAUCGCGCUCAUCGAGGAGUUUGUGCAGGCCGGCAAGCCCGUCGCGGCCGUCUGCCACGGGCCGAUCGUCUUCGCCAACGCGCACGGCGCCGACGGCAAGCCGCUCCUCCAGGGCCGCGAGGUGACCGGCUUCACCAACGAGGAAGAAAAGGAGGUCGGGCUCGCAGAGGCGAUGCCGUUCCUGCUGGAGGACCGGCUCAAGGCGGUCGGCGCCAAGUGGAAUCAGGCGGACAAGGCGUGGGGCGAGAAGGUGGUGGUAGACGGGCAGAUCAUCACGGGCCAGAACCCGGCCUCCGCUAAGGGUGUUGGUCUCGCUCUUGCUAAGGCGAUUGGUAUCUAA